AUGGUCGUGCCUUCAAGUGAACCUUCUUGGACAAGAUCAUGGACGACAUUCACCGCAGGAGUGGCAGUAGCUUCUUCUGCCAUUACUCUAAUCAGCAUCUUGGGAUUUCAAAGAUUUAACAGACAGAGAAGGAGGCAUGAAUUGGAAGAUGAUAUAAAAGAUGCAAUGCGAAAAGCAAGAAAUAGCUCAGACAAUAAUGAUGAACAGGCCAAAUCAUUAGAUCGAAAGAGCACUAAACCUCACGAAGCCUUCCGAUAUGAUGAAUCGCUCAUCCGUGAACAGCUUUCUCGUAAUUACUCUUUCUUGGGAGAAGAAUCUAUGCAGAAAUUACGCGAUUCAUUCGUCAUCGUCGUAGGAGCAGGAGGAGUCGGGAGUUGGUGUGCAUUGAUGCUUCUUCGUUCUGGUGUUGGCAGAUUACGAUUGAUCGAUUUUGACCAGGUAAGCUUGAGCAGCUUGAACAGACAUGCAUGUGCAAAUCUUGCCGAUGUUGGAAGACCAAAAGUUCAAGUGUGCAAAGAACAUUUUGCAAAUAUUGCACCUUGGUGUGAUGUGGAUGCUCGCGUUGAGAUCUUUCGUGGUAGCGAAGCAAAACGAUUGUUAGGACCGGCAAAAGCAGAUCCUUCAAAGAAGCUACCACAAAUGCAACCAACAUAUGUGGUUGACUGUAUUGACAAUAUGGAUACAAAGGUGGAUCUACUGGCAUUCUGUUAUCACAACAAAAUUCCAUGCUUCAGCAGUAUGGGAGCGGGAGCAAAGGCAGAUCCUAGUCAAAUUCAAGUGGCUGAUCUCAAUACUACAUCCGAAGAUCCUUUAGCAAGAAGAGUGCGAAGAGGGUUACGUGCAAAAGGUAUUUGGGGUGGAGAUGCAGAACAAGCGGCAAAGGAAGCAGAUCGAGCAGAACAAAUGAGUGAAAAGCCUUAUACGAUCAUGUGUGUUUACACAAAUGAAAAGAGCGAUAUGCGACUUUUACCUUUAGACGAAGAAGAAUUUCAAAAAGGUAGUGUGGAUGAAUUGGCAGCUUUGGAGGAUUUCCGGGUUCGUAUUUUACCUGUGUUGGGACCUUUGCCGGCCAUGUUUGGUUUGGCAGCAGCAACGUUUAUCAUUUGUGAGAUUUCUGGUCGUCAACUGGAGACUUUGCCUUGGAAAGCAAGAAGAAAAACUGCCGAAAGAACGUGGCAUGAGCUGGAGAAUACGGAACGUAAGUACCCUUCUCCUGGUAGCAAACUGACUGCUGCAGAACAAGGCUUUGGACCGAGACGGAUUCCUUGGACGGCGGAAGAUGUUGCUUAUGUGUUUGAGGAAGUAUACAGAUGCAGAUCUGUUGUGCCACCACAUGAGACGCUGGCUCUGGGUAGACUUUUGCGUUGGGAUUCGACCCUACCUUUGUCCUAUUCCAACGUCGCUCUCUUCUCUCGCGAACAAGGUGCAGUGCAUGAACGUGAAGUGUUGAAGAAUGGACGUAGUCCUGUAGAAGUAUGGGGAGAAGAAGCCACAAGGAUGUUCAAGAGAAGAAUGGCAGAUGAAAGGCGGAUGAACGUCCUUAGAUGAUGAAGCACUGUAUUUAUACACACACAAUUGUAUUACAAUGCAAAACAAAAGACAACUAUUAGUACAUAAAUCUUGUUUGACGCUCACGUUUCUCGUCGUCUGAAUCGAGGAUCAUUUUUCAUUUGUUCCCGUUUCUUUCUAUCAGCAGCAUCUGCAGAUCGAUUAGUCUUUGCCACCAUUUGUGUAUCCGGGAAUCCAAUCUCCCAGAAACCUUCUGGUGUUGAUGGUGGCGGACCAUAAUCGCGAUGCCUACUAAUCUUCUGUAAAUGUUCUUGACGUUGACGUUCAGAGCCUUUACUCGAACGAUUUUUCUCGUUUGCAUUCUCGUCAUCUUCGUCGUACAAGUCUCCCUUUCGUACAUCCUCAUAAGGUCGUACAGCAACUGGCCCUGCUGCAUCGUAAUAGUCUCGACAACAUUGGCAAUC
Meira miltonrushii is the source of this 1973-nucleotide messenger RNA. RefSeq lists its product as uncharacterized. Gene Ontology annotation, molecular function: ubiquitin-like modifier activating enzyme activity; tRNA threonylcarbamoyladenosine dehydratase activity. Bases 1 to 1548 code for a protein of 515 amino acids. Gene Ontology annotation, biological process: cyclic threonylcarbamoyladenosine biosynthetic process. Lineage: Eukaryota; Fungi; Basidiomycota; Exobasidiomycetes; Exobasidiales; Brachybasidiaceae. Gene Ontology annotation, cellular component: mitochondrial outer membrane. The record is from RefSeq and is a predicted model, not a curated record. The transcript is spliced from 3 exons.